AGAUUUCUGAAACCUACCGUAACAAUGCAGAUAUCAGUAUUCGUUGGCUGUUUCCUCUUGGUCGCAGUAUCUGCUGCCCCAGAUGGCAUCGUACUGAGAGAAUUGGAGAAGGAGCUGGAAGAUUCGUUUAGACUUGGCGGAGAUCUGCUUCUGGACAGGAAAUCUACGGAAAAGAAUGGCUUGACUGAGACGGAGAAACAGGACAUCUUGGACUACCACAAUGACAUCCGAGCCAAUGUCCAGCCCAGUGCAUCCAACAUGCUGAAAAUGCAAUGGAGUGAUGAGUUGGCAAAAACUGCCCAGGAUUACGCUGAUAAGUGUAUCUGGGGUCAUAACGGUGAUAGGUCGUCCGGGUCAUCGUUCUGGUAUGUCGGAGAGAACCUCUUCCUUUCCUCAUACUACAACGGAAAGUAUGUCGUAGACAAAUGGGCUAGUGAGGAGUCGGAUUUUACCUAUUCCUCUAAUACCUGUAGCGGUGUGUGUGGUCACUAUACCCAGGUAGUCUGGGCUACGUCUGGGUAUUUGGGAUGUGGAGCCAAGAUGUGCAGUUCUCUUCAGGGUCUGAGCUGGAGUAAUGCCGUCAUCGUCGUCUGUAACUAUGGCAACGGGGGGAACUUCCGAGGCUAUCUCCCGUACAAUGAAGGCACGUCGUGUUCCAAAUGUCCCUCUGGAACCAGCUGUCAAAACGGGCUUUGUGCAUGAACAAAGAACCUGAUACUUUUCACAAAUGGAAUGACGACACACAAUCUGACAAUUCUCUAGGAUCUUCCUGUGACUUUUGCAACUUGCAUACUUUUAAAAAUUAAAUUGUACUAACAUAACAUUUCAACUAUUUCAUAUUCUUUAUACUUUAAUAUUCAAAAUAAAAUUAUUUUCUGAAAAAGAAA
This is a messenger RNA of Pecten maximus, 887 nucleotides long. RefSeq names its product peptidase inhibitor 16-like. The record is from RefSeq and is a predicted model, not a curated record. The transcript has 6 exons. Gene Ontology annotation, cellular component: extracellular region. Lineage: Eukaryota; Metazoa; Mollusca; Bivalvia; Pectinida; Pectinidae. Bases 25 to 702 code for a protein of 225 amino acids.